GCGGCUAAGCCGGGCGCGCGGGGCCGGUCGCGCUGUCUCGCGAGCGGCGCGGGGAACGGAGCUGCGGCCGGAGUCCGGCAGAGCGCGGCCGCUCUGAACCGUCUGUGGCACAUGCGUGGCCCCUUCAGGCGGCACGGGACAGGCCCAUCGACGGGACCGGUGGACUGGUGGUCAUCGUGUCAACACCCAGGUCCCCAAAAGGAAAAAGAGGCAUGGAAGGCGAGGGCAGUAUGGGGCGUGGUGAAUAUCCACUGGCUCAGGUGGCGGCUCCCAGCUGGACCAAAAUACCUCGCUCCUAAAUUGGGAACAGCCGGUGGCCAGUAUAAGAGCCAGAGUCGGGGAGAAUCACGGGCUGGAGCCUGCGCUCGCCUGCUGUCGCCUGCGGCCGUCCCCAGGUGGGAUCGUUUGUCGAGGGAAGGAGGCCGGCUUGCUUCUGUGAGAUCGCACUGCUCAGCGGGUAACUGGCGGGGGCAGCAGUGACCAGAUGGCCCCGUGCACGCUGCACACGUGGAGACAGGACCACCUGUGAGUCCAUGCCGGCCUCAGACACCCGGGACUGAACAGGGCACAGCAGCGCCGAGCGUGGACACUUGCCGUUUCCUCUCUGCAUUGAAGACCAGAGGACCAUGGAUGUCAUAGAGACGGCAAAGCUGGAAGAACAUUUGGAGAACCGACCCAGCAAUGCUCCGAGCACCUACCCAGGGCCCGUGGAGCCCGCUGAGGACAGCAAGGAUGACACGGAGAAGCCCACGGACGCGGCGGGCGGGCUGCGGAAGGGCCGCCGGAAGUUUCCUGACUACAUCCAGAUUGCCAUUGCCACUGAGGCCGGGAGCAGGUUCCCCCUGGAGUGGUGGAAGACCGGCGUGGCCCUGGUAUACGCGCUCUUCAGCCUGGUGCUGACCACAGUCAUGAUCACCGUGGUGCACGAGCGGGUGCCCCCCAAGGAGCUCAGCCCCCCACUCCCAGACAAGUUCUUCGACUACAUUGACCGUGUGAAAUGGGCGUUUUUUGUGUCCGAAGUGAAUGGGAUCGUGUUGCUUGUACUGUGGAUCACCCAGUGGCUGUUUCUGAGAUACAAGUCCAUCGUGGGACGCAGAUUCUUCUUCCUCCUGGGAACGCUGUACCUGUACCGCUGCGUCACCAUGUACGUGACCACGCUGCCUGUGCCCGGCAUGCACAUUCAGUGCGCCCCCAAGCUGAACGGGGACUCGCAGGCCAAAAUACAGCGGAUCCUGCGGCUGAUCUCGGGCGGCGGGCUGUCCAUCACAGGUUCGCACAUGCUGUGCGGGGACUUCCUCUUCAGCGGCCACACGGUGACCAUGACGCUGCUUUACCUGUUCAUCAAAGAGUACUCCCCGCGCCACUUCUGGUGGUAUCACCUGGUCUGCUGGCUGCUGAGCGCUGCCGGCAUCCUCUGCAUCCUCGUGGCGCACGAGCACUACACGGUGGACGUGAUCGUUGCCUAUUACAUCACCACGAGGCUGUUCUGGUGGUACCACUCCAUGGCCAACGAGAAGAACCUGAAGGUCUCCUCACACACGAACUUCCUGUCCCGAGCCUGGUGGUUUCCUGUCUUCCAUUUCUUUGAGAAGAACAUCCAGGGCUCAGUCCCUUGCGCUUUCUCCUGGCCGCUGUCCUGGCCUCCCGGCUGCUUCAAGUCGUCGUGCAAAAAGUACUCCCGGGUGCAGAAGUCGGGCGAGGACAGUGAGAAGUCCACCUGAGCCACGGCCGUGCUCCACGCUGCAGCCAAAGACAGCUCCGUCCUUAUGCUGGAGAACUGACUGGAGGCGGAGAAGCCGUCCACACUGCAGGCUCGGGGGGAGAUGAGGGCGUAUUGAUUACCUCGAGAGGUCUCUGUCCCUCCUGAGGCCUGCCUCACUGGUGAUGGGACCUCAGCGGGCUGUACGGUGAGCUUGUUAAAGAGGUGCCAAAGACCCCAGACUCCUCUUUCUUCCCUGUCACUGAGCCCCACCUCUGCACUCCUUCAGGGCGUCCUCCUCCCGGGGUCAGCGGGAUUUGUUCAUGUUUUGAAUAAAAGAUCCGGGUCUAUGCAGCCACCGGGCACAGGGAAUCCCCCUGAGGAGAGGGGUCCUGGCCGGGACUGGGAGCUGAGUCCAAGUGCACUUUCUUUCCAACCUGGCGCGGGGAGGAAGGUCGCAGUGGGUCCCCCCGGUGCCCUCGCUGCCACUUUGACUCUUUUCUGUUUUUUAUUUCUUUCAAAUGAAUCAUUUUGAAGAAAAAGAUCCAAAGAAAUCUGAAAGUAUUUAAUCUAUCCAUGGAUUUAAAUGUGCGUUCAUAUUUCAAUUUAAAAUCUUUAGGAUGUCCGGGUGUGGGGGUGCAUGCCUGUAAUCUCAGCACUCAGGGGGCUGAGGCAGGAGGGUCACUGCAAGUUCGAGGCUAGCCUGAACGAUAUAGCGAGCCCCUGUCUCAAAAAACCAAAACAGAAGUAAAUGAAUCUGGUUCACCAGAAGUACGAGGCUGUUUCACACACACAGCUGGAUGCUGCUGCCCGGGGCAUUUGCCUCCGGCUGGCACAGGCGGCAGCACCUGGUGCUGAGCACUCACACCAGGGACGAGAGAGCUGGCUGACCUCGGGGUGGGAUGCCUGGCUAGACCUCGGAAGGACCCGUGUGGGCUGCUUCCCUGCACACUGUUCCUCGCUGGCCACCCUGGGUGCUGCAGGCCGAGUGGAGUCGCAGGUUGAAGGUGUCCUGGCCAGUGGCUUCCCGGGCAGCCGCUGCAUGGGCGCCUUUCCCGGGUGGGGAGGCCGAAAGUGGACAACUGUUCCCGAAUGUCUGUCCAGAGAUGCCAAACAGAAGGUGGCUUUGAGGAUCUGGUCAGAUAGUACUGUCAGUUUCCUGCAUUACUCAGUGCGAUUGAAAUUUGUGGCUAAUUUCUGGCUUAAUGCCUUCACUCUGUGAACACUAAUUUCUAGGACUUGGGAGGUGAAAUUUCCCUAGAUUUAUCAUUACAAGCCUCUCAGCCUUGAUGACACAAGUUGACUUUUUUUGCUUGCAAAAGGCACUAAACAGAUCUAUCCAGAAGGGUCAUUUUCCUUUGGUGCUAAAAUUCUGUCUGUCCCAAUGGCUCUUUCUCCACAUAAUAGAAGAAUCCCUCAAGGGAGGGUGGUUGAAUUCAAAGGCAGGAAGAAAAACUCUCCAAUCCGUUAUUUUAAACGAGAAAAGAAACCUUCACCAUCUGUGGCUGACUUUGAAACCCAAGGAUUUUCCAAUGUUUUUAAAUAAAGCACUAAUCAACAUGUGUCUACCCUAGCUGGUAUGUUCAGGCCUAAUUCUAUAGAAUUUCCACCUCUGUGCAUUUACCCGAUGUUGACUCUUGUGGUAGAACAAGAUGUUCUGCUUGAAAACACUAAUUUCAGAUUCCUGUUGUCUGACUAAGGAAAUUCAUUGGACCUUGAAGCCCUGCGUCUGUAGCUCAAAACAAUCCACUGGACUUCAGGGUGUCCAGGUGACCCACUUUCCUGCCAUCGGGUGAGGGAAAGUGCUUAAGCUUUAAAGACCAUUGUGUAUUGAGGAUCAGACUCCCUCCAAAUGGGCAGCCUUGCACUGCAGCCAGCUCAUCCAGGGACAGGUAUAACCGUCUGCUCCUAAAGGGCCCGGGAACCCCGAGACCCUCCUGUGGGGCACAGCGGUCUGUGCCCCUGGUCUUGUGUCCUGGCUCUCUCUCACAGAUGCUGACGAAGAGGGUGGCGGGAUAAUAAAAGAGGAAAAUGUCCAGGUUUCAAGCAGAAGAAGAAAUGAGACUCAUUUACAUGUAGGAGAACAAACUUGAGAUUUAACCCCACGAGCCACUUUGGCAUGGAAAAAACCAAUUACAAUGUUGCCUUUGAAGCAGUAAAUUUUCAUGAUGCCUUUUCCUUGCCAAUUAAAAUACAGCUGUUACACGUGACCUAUGUUUUUGUAAUCUGUGCUCCUAGCGAAUCCUUUGAAAUGUCUGACACAUAAUGCUUAUAAAUUAAGCCACAUUUUUUUCCUGAACUCUUCCCAGUAGAAAUAAGUGCUCUCAGAUUCAAUUAUAUUUUAGCUCCUUCAUGAGAUUUAAGAAGAAAGUGUUCUUCUGCCAGUCCCGCCUGAAUUCAAUGUGAAUUUAUGGUUUAAUUUAGGGCGUCUUGGGAAACAGCCGUUGCUAUGGAAGGGAGCUUGGCGCUCCGGUUCUUGGGCGUGUUCUCAGAGCCCCCUUGUGGCAGGAUGUCACGCAGCUUGGGACACAAAUGCCACUUCGUAAAAUACGUGUUCAGGUUUCAAAAAGGCAUUUGUGUUUCUUUCCCUUUGUGUAUUCGCUUGAUUUGCCUGUGAUCCUGGGGAAGGAAUUAUUUUAAAGACAUUUUAAACCCUUCUCAAAGGGGAAAUGUUCUCGGAUGGUAGUGACUUGUGAUUCUGGCCUUUUAUCCGUUCGAUGAAGGAAAACGUGCCUACCGUGGUUACCUCUCAGGGUCUCAAUAAUUGAUGCCUCCUUAUGCCCACCGACACCUGUUUGCUGGGAAUCCCUGCCAGCUGUCUUUCUUACUGUUUUUUUUUUUAAUUUACAUGCUAGACGUCAUAGACUUUGUUUUUAAACCGAAAAUUCACAUCUUGUUCCUUGAAUAUGUUGAACAUUUCUUUUUUCUUUUGGCAUAAUUUUUGUUUUGUACUGUAAACUGAUUAAAGAUUUGAAGCUGGUCUUAACACCCUCACUUCUAUAGUGUAAAAGAGGUGUGAGGAGGAAUUUCUUAAUGAGUUUACAUGUUUAAAUCAAGCAGAUUAUAAUUUAUAUGCCACAUAUUCUGUUUGUAUAAAGAGCUGCUGGUAUUUUUGCUUUUAAUGUCAUUAUGUUGCAAUAAUUUAACUCCUUUGACUCCACUGGUAAAAAUAUUUCCUUUAUUAUGAAGUGCUCUUGUCUUCAAUAUCCAGACACUGAAAAUCGUGUCAAAUGUACCCAAAGAGGAGUUUUUAUACAGGUAGACACCUUAUAAGUCCAGGUUUGUUUUAUUAUUCAUUAAUCUAACUUUGUGUCCUAAGUGAAUCAUUAAGGAGAAGAGCACUUUACUAUGGAAUUAUUUUUAAUUGCCCUUUAGAAGAAGCUGUACACAUAAGCCAGUCUUGCUUCCAAGUUGGAACUCACUAUGUAAUUUACCUCCUCUGCGAUAAUGGAUCCAGAACAUACGGCUGGGGUACAGCAUAUUCACAAAAGAAAUAUUGUCACAAAGUUAGCGGGCCGGGGGGCAAUUACUUUGUUUUGGAAACUUACUGUACUGUUUCAAUGUGUUAAGUGCCUUGUUAUGAAGUAAAAUUUUAAGUUUAGGAUUCAUUAUUUUCCUGACAUAUAUUUUCAUUAAGAUAUGUGCUGUAUGUUAUUGUAAUAGUUUUAUUAAAUGCUUACCUUUUAACCAAAUAUGUACAUUUCCGAAACUCCUUUCCUCCUGCCCACAGCACCUUGCAUUCAGGUUAUUGUUGUUAAAGGAAAUUACCCUUGUUUAGCACUAUAGUGUCCUUGCUUGUGCUUUUGCUUCUGGGAAGACAUUUCAGGAGGAAACUAGGGGUCUAACUAGUUUAUACUUUUGCAGUGCUGUCUUACAUUUACAUUUUAAGUGCCUAAAUGUUAAAACUAAUUUACAUUUCUAUUUGAAAGAGGAUAUGUGUACUUGGUUUUUAAUCUUUUUCGUUUUGCUUUUAAAAAAAACCAAACCUGCAAGAGCCUAUACUUUGUAUUUACCAAUAAACCACAGUGACACUAACAGCCUUUUCAAAA
Molecule: messenger RNA, 5748 nt
Organism: Heterocephalus glaber (naked mole-rat)
Lineage: Eukaryota; Metazoa; Chordata; Mammalia; Rodentia; Bathyergidae
Source: RefSeq, a predicted model, not a curated record